UUUACAUUUAAACACACACUCCCUCCUAAACAGUAACGCGGGGUCAUUACAGCAUGAACAACUUAUUUGUAUUACAGAUGUUUCCUGAUCCUUUUUUCAGCACUGUGUGAGAAUGCUCUAUAAAAAUAAACUGAUCUGAAUAAUGUUAGAAAAUCUACAUAUAUAAUGAAAUAAGGCAACUGAGGAAAGGAAAGCAACAGAACUCCCAGGGACAUGUCGUAGGGCCGGGCUCCAACCAGAACAUUGUCGGUUCAGCUCCCAAAGGACACAAUGCUGCUCCACGUUUACCUACCGUGCGUAACAUGGUUCACAUGGGCAGCGUCUCGAGGUGUGUGGAGGACCAAAGUGUCUUUAUAUCUGUUCAUGUAACUGAUGCUUCCCUCCAACACAACUUACACUGAUUUCCCAAUUAUCAGGUCAUUUUUAUUGCGUCCACAUAGGAUAAGUACUUUGAUUAAGGGUACUACAGCAAAAGGAGGGAUUCAAACCUGGGUCUGAAUGGUGCCCAGGUUAUUUUGAAAAGGAGCAUGUUUUUGAAAGGUCAUGAAGUGUAAUGAGCGUAGUUUCCACAGUGUAUGUAAUUGCGAGGGUGUGUCUGGGGUUCGAACGGGAGCAGUGGAUGCAUUACUGACCAGUUCAAACCCAUUGCCUGCCUCUCUCGCCCGCAGGUGCUUCUUGAAGCUGGGCGAGUGGCAGCUCAGCCUCCAGGGUAUCAACGAGAGCACCAUCCCCAAGGUGCUGCAGUACUACAGCCACUCGACGGAGCACGACCGCACCUGGUACAAGGCCUGGCACGCUUUGGCCGUGAUGAACUUCGAGGCCGUGCUGCACUACAAGCACCAGAACCAGGGCCGCGACGAGAAGAAGAAGCUGCGACACGCCAGCGGGGCGAGCGGCACCAGCGAGGCGAGCAACAGCGACAGCGAAGCCAAGAGCGCCGAGCACAGCCCUCUGCCGUCGCCCGGCCAGAAGAAGGUCAACGAGGUGGGUGAGGUGGGUGUGCCGGGUGUGUCUGGUGUGCGAGUGACCCUUCGCUGACCUUACGCUCUGCCCUGUUCCCCAGGACCUGUCCAAGACCCUGCUGCUGUACACCGUUCCUGCCAUCCAGGGCUUCUUCCGCUCCAUCUCCUUGUCCCGUGGGAACAACCUGCAGGACACUCUGAGGUGAGUGUGUCCCGAGCGCUGCCACGGCCCAGGGGCAUUCCUAUCGCUCUCGUGCACAGGCAUGAGGCACCAACCGCUUUCUGCAUCACGUUUCACCACCUUGCAUCAGGGGAUUUGGCCAAAGCAGCACUCUGUUGAAAGGGGGACCCCUCAUGGUCACGUGGUGCCGUUACUCCUUAGUGUCUGAACGUACAAAUCAGCGUAAACACAAGUACAUCAGCAACGGACAAAGAGCUUUGGACACAGACG
Molecule: messenger RNA, 1413 nt
Organism: Scleropages formosus (Asian bonytongue)
Lineage: Eukaryota; Metazoa; Chordata; Actinopteri; Osteoglossiformes; Osteoglossidae
Product: serine/threonine-protein kinase mTOR-like
Exons: 2
Coding region: 544-1038 (164 amino acids)
Molecular function (GO): protein binding
Source: RefSeq, a predicted model, not a curated record